Messenger RNA from Prosopis cineraria, 999 nucleotides. RefSeq names its product NAC domain-containing protein 100-like. The transcript is spliced from 3 exons. NCBI's taxonomy places the organism in Eukaryota, Viridiplantae, Streptophyta, Magnoliopsida, Fabales, Fabaceae. Bases 1 to 999 code for a protein of 332 amino acids. Gene Ontology annotation, biological process: regulation of DNA-templated transcription. The record is from RefSeq and is a predicted model, not a curated record. Gene Ontology annotation, molecular function: DNA binding.
AUGGAAAACGCUUACGUGCAGUCAAACAAGGGAGAAGAUCAGAUGAACUUGCCUCCUGGCUUUCGGUUUUACCCGACAGAUGAAGAGCUAAUCACUCAUUACCUGUUCAAGAAGGUCACUCAAACCAACUUCUCUGCUAUAGCCAUUGGAGAAGUGGAUAUGCACAAGUCUGAUCCUUGGGAUUUGCCGUGGAAAGCGAAAAUGGGCGAGGAAGAGUGGUAUUUUUUCUGCUUGAGAGACAGAAAAUACCAGACUGGUUUGAGAAGCAACAGAGCCACUGAAAAAGGGUACUGGAAGUCCACAGGGAAAGAUGGGGAGAUUUACAUAGGAAGAUGGCUGGUGGGGAUGAAGAAAACUCUGGUUUUCUACAAAGGAAGAGCACCAAAGGGAGAAAAAACCAACUGGGUCAUGCAUGAAUACAGGUUAGAUGGAAAAUUGUCUGUCCACAACUCCAACGGAACUGCAAAGGAGGAGUGGGUUGUUUGCAGGGUGUUUCGGAAGACUUCAGGGGGCAAGAAGACCCACAUUUCUGUUGUAAAGAGGUUGGAAUGCAUUGGAAAUGGACUGGAUUCUUCACUUUCACCACCUGUCUUUGGUUCUUCUCCUUAUUACAUUGGCUUAACUGAACCUCCGAUGAUGAGUGCUGAUUCGGGACUCGUGCCCUGCUUCUCCACCCCAUUUAAUUAUGAAAAUGAGCAAGCAGGGAUUCUUAAUUCUCUAGGAAACCCAGAAAUUCUGCCAACAAUCCCUCUCCACGCCUCAUUGUAUUCUGCUGAACCAUCCCUUCAAGUAGGUCCAGUGAAUUUGUCUCUACCACUCUCUGCUUUUACUGUGCAGGAACGGUGCUUCCUUGAUGCUGCUUUCAUGAACCAUAAUGGAUCGAGAUUGAGAAAUGGUUUUGUAUCAGAGACGGAACAAAUGGUGAGUGUCUCGCAUGAAGCCAGUCUCACCACUGGCAUGCAUGAAUCCGGAGAUCUCUUCAGUGAUAUCAAGUUUUGA